AUGGCACGGCGGCUGCGGGCUGGCAGGUGCCGAGGCGGGCAGGGCGGCAUUCCCCUGAUGGGAGGGGCGCUGGCGCUGCUGCUGCCGCUGUGGCUGUGUGGGGCGGGCAGCGGCGCGGCGCCGGUGUAUAAUCUCAGCCUGGCAGUGGACGAGGGGAUGCUGGUCAAGGCGCUGGUGGGUGACAUCCGCGCGGGGCUGCUGGUGGGCGCGGAGCCGCUGGGGGGCUUCCUGCUGUUAGAAGGGAGCCGCGAGUCGGCAGUGCUGGCGGACUUCCACGUCCAGCCGGAGACGGGCAUUAUCCACAUGGUGCGGCGGCUGGACUGGGUGGUAAGCUACAGCUUCGCGGCGGCCAUGCUCUGCGGCGAGGUGGUGCAGGUGGAGAUCGCUGUCACCGACGUGAACGACCACUCGCGACGCUUUCCGAAGCACAGUCUGCAGCUCAACAUCUCCGAGCUCAGCCCGCCCGGCAGCGCUUUCCGCCUGCUGACUGCCUGCAACCCCGACGCCGUCUACUUCGACACGCAGGGCUACGCGCUGUUGGAAGAGGGCAGCACGGCGGGGGAGCCACCACUCUUCCACCUGCGCCAUGUGCGGCCGGAGCUGCUGGAGCUGGUGCUGCUGCGGUGUCUGGACCGAGAAGGGGCGGAUAUCCACUGACUGGUGGUGGAGGCGUGGGAUGGUGGCAGCCCGUGGUGACGCGGUGGUCUGUGGGUCUCCGUGCGGGUCCUAGACGAGAACGACAAUGCGUCAUUCAGCCACGGCGAGUACGGGGCGCAGUUGCAGGAGGACGCGCCGCCGAGCACUGCGCGCCUGCGGGCCACCGACCCCAACCUGGGCGCCAUUGGUGAGGUGCGGUACGCCAUCAAUCACUGGCAGAGCGACCCCGAAGGCUACUUCACGGUGGAGGAGCGCAGCGGCCUCCUGUGCCUCCGCCGACCGCUGCACCACGAGGCGUGGGCCCUGCACCGCUUUGUUGUGGAGGCGCGGGACGGUGGCGCCCAACCCGAGGUCUCCAGCGUCCUCGUCUCCAUGGCUGUGCAGAACGUGAACGACAACCGGCCCUCCAUCCGUCUGCUCUAUCUCACCGAAACUGGCGGCCCGCAGGUCUCUGAAGGGGCGCGGUCCGGCGACUACAUGGCCCGAGCGUCCAUUUCGUAUGCCGAGCUGUCCCUGCUCAGCGGAGACAGCACCUUCGCGUUGCGGGCGGCUGGGGCCGGCGUCUUCUUCCUCUGCAUGGCGGGGCCGCUGGACAGCAUGAGCCCUGACCUGUAUGAGCUGCAGCUGGUGGCCACGGACGGCGGCAUGCCACCGCUCUCUGCCGAGGAGCCGCUGCUGCCGUUGUUCCCUCAGCCCCACUACCGCGCUGCCAUCUCAGAGGUCACUUCCCCUGGCACCACCGUGCUCCGCCUUAGCGCCUCCAAUGCUGAUGAGCUGGGCUCGCCCAACUCCGAGGUGCGGUAUGCGCUGGAGGGCGACGCGGCCACCCUGACCCUGCUGCUCAUCAACGCAUGGAGCAGCGCCGUCAGCACCCACGCGCACCUGGACCGGGAGCGGCUGGCGGCGUUUGAGCUGUGCGUGGUGGUGCAGGACGGCGGGGUCCCGCCGCACGCCGCCGCGUGCUGCCUCAGCAUGCUCGUGGAGGAUACCAAUGACAACGAGCCAUGCUUCGAGCGUGCCGUGUACCGUUCACGCCGCGCCAGGCCGCCGCCUCCUCCAGACUUUGAUGCAUUAAUAGUACAGAUUUUCCAGGGCCACAAGUGUGAUGUCAUGUGCGUGGAUAUCACUCAAGGUGCACUGAAUUUUCAAAGUGUCACCAUGCUGCCAUAA
This is a messenger RNA of Catharus ustulatus (Swainson's thrush), 1827 nucleotides long. RefSeq names its product dachsous cadherin-related 2 (gene DCHS2). Gene Ontology annotation, cellular component: membrane. NCBI's taxonomy places the organism in Eukaryota, Metazoa, Chordata, Aves, Passeriformes, Turdidae. Gene Ontology annotation, molecular function: calcium ion binding. Gene Ontology annotation, biological process: homophilic cell-cell adhesion. The record is from RefSeq and is a predicted model, not a curated record.